AUGCCAGCCAACAACAGGAAGAACAAGGGCAAGGAUGUCGUCCAUAGCAACAACAACAACAGCAUUAACAAGACCCUAAAGUAUAAGGAGGGAGCUGUAAAAAGCAAAAUACAGGCUGAGAGCGAUGAGUUUGAGAAGGUUCUGGCAGACCUCAGCAAGGCAACGGAGGCCGCAGGCAGGAAACGGGCCAAAAUGGUAGAGCGUGAUGAAAGGCUGCGAAAGGAGCGAGAGGAGCGACAUAAGAAUAUUGCUGCGAAGAAAACAGACAUGGAGAUGGAGUUUGAUAUGAUGUUGCGUCGCCAACAGCAAAAGCAGCAGUUCCAGGACCUACUCCAGCAGCUGCUGGCCACCCAACGCAUGCUACUGGAUGCACCCAAUACAGAUUUCCACGGCGAAACAGUGACGGAAAACCCUCAUUUUGACGUGGCGGUAGGAGAAAUGCAGGGCUGGCGUGUCCACAUGGAGGAUGAGCACUUGGUAGAUGUGGCAUUCCCCACUGGCUCAUCCAAUAGCAAGGAGGGGCUCUUCUGCGUCUUUGACGGCCACUCAGGGAAGGAAUGUGCCCAAAAGUGUCGGGAGUUGAUCCCCAAGGUGGCGAUGAAAUAUGUAACGCCUGCAACGGGGGAAAAUGCGAGUCACACAGUGGACUUUGAGAAGGUUUACAUGGAGGUGGAUAGCAUAUUGGAGGAGGAGUUAAAGGAUGGAUCAGGCUGCACGGCAGUCACUGUGCAUGUCACAGCUGACACCAUUACCUGCGCUUCCGUUGGGGACUCUCGGGCUGUGCUUUGCCGCAACGGUGCCACCUUUGACCUUUCUCAUGACCAUAAGCCAGAUAAUGCACUGGAACGCGAGAGAAUUGAGGCUGCGGGAGGCUCUGUUUCGGAGAACCGCGUGAAUGGUCAACUUGCGAUGAGCCGGGCGAUGGGCGACUUUACGUACAAGUCCCAGAAAGAUCGUGACCCGAAGGAACAACAAGUCAUUGCCGUGCCGGACGUUGUCAGCACCCCGCGGGAGCCCGGUGACGCGUGGGUGGUGCUGGCCUGCGAUGGCAUUUUUGAUGUCCUCAACAAUGAUAUGCUGCUGGAGUGUGUGCUCGUCAAGAAACACCAGGGCAAAAGCAAUGUGGAGAUAUGCGAGGAUAUUUGUCGUGAGUGUUUGGCGCCACCGGUGGAGGGCGGUGGCCGCAGCGCACGCGCUGAGGGCACAGACAACAUGACCAUCAUGAUUGUGGAUCUCAAGUGA
Molecule: messenger RNA, 1242 nt
Organism: Trypanosoma rangeli
Lineage: Eukaryota; Euglenozoa; Kinetoplastea; Trypanosomatida; Trypanosomatidae
Product: protein phosphatase 2C
Exons: 1
Coding region: 1-1242 (413 amino acids)
Biological process (GO): protein dephosphorylation
Molecular function (GO): protein serine/threonine phosphatase activity
Source: RefSeq, a predicted model, not a curated record